AUGACUGAACUCUUACCAAACUAUGACCAAACUAUCCUAUUCAUCAAAAAAGAUUCAUCAGCAUCUUUCAUAAGUGGUGGAUUCGCCGGUGCUAUAUCAAGAACUGUCGUUUCACCUUUUGAAAGAGCUAAAAUUUUAUAUCAAUUACAAGGCCCAGGCCAUGCUACUUAUAAACAUGGGAUUUUCCAAACCAUUGCACAAAUGUGGAAAGAUGAAGGUAUAAAAGGUUUAUUUAGAGGUAAUGGAUUGAAUUGUAUAAGGAUAUUCCCUUAUAGUGCUGUACAGUUUUAUGUUUAUCAAAAAAUUAAACUAUAUCUGUUAAAACCUGAUCAAUUUGAAUUGAAUAAUUAUCAAAGAUUAAUAGCUGGUGGGAUUUGUGGUACGGCAAGUGUUGUUGUGACUUAUCCUUUGGAUCUUGUAAGAACAAGAUUAUCAAUACAAACUGCAAAUUUAUCCAAAUUGAAAAAAUCUAAAAUUGAUGCUUUUGAAAAACCUCCAGGUUUUAUUAAAUCUUUAAUCCAUAUAUAUCAAAAUGAAGGUGGAUUUUGGUCAUUAUAUAGAGGUAUUUGGCCAACAACUUUAGGUGUUGCACCCUACGUGGCUAUAAAUUUCGCAGUUUAUGAACAAUUGAAAGAAUUAAUACCAAAUUCUUCAUCAACUACCAAAUUAUUAUUAGGUGCAAUUGCUGGAGGAGUGGCUCAAACUUUAACUUACCCCUUUGAUUUAUUAAGAAGAAGAUUCCAAGUACUAACAAUGGGUCAAAAUGAAUUAGGUUUCAAAUAUACAAGUGUUGGUGAUGCCUUGGUAACAAUUUUUAAAACUGAAGGUAUAAAAGGUGCUUAUAAAGGCCUGACUGCUAACUUGUUUAAAGUUAUACCCUCAAUGGCUGUUAGUUGGUGGAGUUAUGAAUUAAUUAAAACUGCAAUAAUGGAGUUGUAA
Molecule: messenger RNA, 939 nt
Organism: Hansenula anomala
Lineage: Eukaryota; Fungi; Ascomycota; Saccharomycetes; Phaffomycetales; Wickerhamomycetaceae
Gene: MRX21
Product: Mrx21p
Exons: 1
Coding region: 1-939 (312 amino acids)
Biological process (GO): transmembrane transport
Source: RefSeq, a predicted model, not a curated record